GAAAGGAACAUCGAAACGAGGCUCGGCCCGACGCUUACGCACGCGAGGGCAGAGCUCGCGAGGGCACAAGCGAAAGCGAAGAUGAGCGGGUACGCGUUGAAUGCGUGUAUUGGGGCGCAAGUCAUUCUUGGUGCGCUUACGACGGGCGUCGCGGCUGCCACGACGGGUAAACACACCUCCAUAGCAACCUCCAUCCUUGGCGGUCUUUCUACACUCGCCGCCUCCUAUCUUGCGCGCGCCCGUGGGUCCGGUCAGCCUGAGCGCAGCAUCGUGCGCGCGCACGAUCUGCAACACUUCAUCCGCGACUGCGAGGCAUUCCUGCUCGACUGGGGGUACCACACAGGGACGGACUUUGAACACGAGGUGCGCCGGUACCGCAUGCGGCUCGAGGAGAUCUUGAGCGAUGGCACGAACGUGGACGGCACGAGCGUGGGCCCAAGGGGCAUGGUUGGCGCGGCGCCG
Laetiporus sulphureus 93-53 is the source of this 462-nucleotide messenger RNA. RefSeq lists its product as uncharacterized. The record is from RefSeq and is a predicted model, not a curated record. The transcript has 3 exons. Lineage: Eukaryota; Fungi; Basidiomycota; Agaricomycetes; Polyporales; Laetiporaceae. The annotation marks the transcript as partial.